CUACCGUUCAUCCUCGUCAUGAAUCUUCAGAUUCCAGCAAAGCCCAACUAUUGUUUGGUCCUCUAUUAUGCUGCUGAUAGGCCUGUGAAUAAGUCUUCAUCGUUGGGAAAAUUUGUUGAUGGGAGUGACAUGUACCGGGAUUCGAGAUUUAAGUUGAUUCCAAGCAUUGUUCAGGGAUACUGGAUGGUCAAGCGGGCUGUCGGAACAAAAGCCUGCUUGCUCGGUAAAGCUGUGACCUGCAAGUACCUGAGGCAGGAUAAUUUCUUGGAGGUUCGCCUCUUCUUCUCUUCUCGUGCCAUUCGAUCAAGACGAACUAAGAUUUCCAUGAUGCAGAUUGGAUUUGUUCACGGAUACCCAAGCGCUC
Messenger RNA from Tarenaya hassleriana, 364 nucleotides. RefSeq names its product protein ENHANCED DISEASE RESISTANCE 2-like. The record is from RefSeq and is a predicted model, not a curated record. The annotation marks the transcript as partial. Lineage: Eukaryota; Viridiplantae; Streptophyta; Magnoliopsida; Brassicales; Cleomaceae. The transcript has 3 exons.